ACAACGAGAGAACAAAAGAAACAGAACAACAAUGGCGAAAUUAAAUCGUUCCAACAUUGGUCUCUCACUGUUACUAUCUUUGUUCCUCGCAAACUUUAUCAUCCAUCUUGAAGCUUCUCAUCAAGAUCUCAACCAACCGUACCGAACCGGUUAUCACUUUCAACCUCCCAGAAAUUGGAUGAACGAUCCUAAUGGACCAAUGAUAUACAAAGGAAUAUACCAUCUUUUUUACCAAUAUAAUCCAUACGGUGCCGUUUGGGAUGUGAGAAUCGUGUGGGGACACUCUACGUCAGUUGACUUAGUCAACUGGAUUUCACAACCUCCAGCUUUUAAUCCAUCUCAGCCGUCAGAUAUCAACGGCUGUUGGUCAGGCUCCGUCACGAUUCUACCAGACGGCAAACCUGUGAUCCUCUACACCGGCAUUGACCAAAACAAAAGUCAAGUUCAAAACGUCGCCGUUCCGGUUAACGUUUCUGAUCCUUAUCUCCGAGAAUGGUCAAAACCGCCGCGAAAUCCUCUUAUGACACCUAACGCGGUUAACGGAAUUAACCCGGACCGGUUCCGAGAUCCGACCACCGCGUGGCUUGGACGUGACGGAGAAUGGCGAGUGAUCGUCGGAAGCUCGAAUGACGAUCGUCGAGGGUUAGCGAUUCUUUACAAAAGCAGAGAUUUCUUCAACUGGACGCAAUCUACGAAUCCUUUGCAUUACGAAGACUUAACCGGAAUGUGGGAAUGUCCUGAUUUUUUCCCGGUUUCAAUAAUCGGAUCAGACGGUGUUGAAACGUCGUCGUUUAGUGAGAAUGGGAUUAAGCAUGUGCUUAAAGUGAGUUUGUUUGAGACAUCGCAUGAUUAUUACACGAUUGGGAGUUAUAAUCGUGAGAAAGAUGUUUACGUACCGGAUCUUGGGUUUGUGCAAAACGGAUCAGCUCCGAGGUUAGAUUACGGGAAAUAUUACGCGUCGAAAACGUUUUACGAUGAUGUUAAGAAACGAAGAAUCUUGUGGGGUUGGGUUAAUGAAUCGUCUCCGGCUAAAGAUGAUAUUAAGAAGGGUUGGUCUGGUCUUCAGUCAUUUCCAAGGAAAAUAUGGCUUGAUGAAUCGGGAAAGCAAUUGCUACAAUGGCCAAUUGAAGAGAUUGAGACAUUGCGUGGGACACAAGUCAACUGGCACAACCAAGUUCUCAAAGCAGGAUCUACUCUCCAAGUUCAUGGUGUUACUGCUGCACAGGCAGAUGUUGAGGUAUCGUUCAAGGUGAAGGAAUUGGAAAAAGCGGAUGUGAUUGAACCGAGUUGGGCUGACCCACAAAAGAUUUGUAGUGAGGGAGAUUUGUCGGUUAAAUCCGGUUUUGGACCAUUUGGUUUGAUGGUUUUGGCAUCCAAUGACAUGGAAGAGUACACGUCCGUUUACUUCAGAAUCUUCAAGUCAAAUGACGAUACUAAUAAUAAUAAUAAGUACGUGGUGUUGAUGUGCAGUGACCAAAGCAGAUCAUCGUUGAAUGAGGAAAAUGAUAAAUCAACGUUUGGUGCUUUUGUGGCGAUAGACCCUUCUCACCAAACAAUUUCUCUUAGGACUUUGAUUGAUCACUCGAUAGUGGAGAGUUAUGGUGGAGGAGGCGGAACUUGUAUAACCUCAAGAGUGUAUCCAAAAUUAGCAAUUGGAGAAAAUGCAAAUCUUUUUGCCUUCAACAAAGGAACUCAAAGUGUUGAUGUAUUGAGCCUAAGUGCUUGGAGCUUGAAGUCUGCUCAAAUCAAUGACGAGUCAAUGUCACCAUUUAUUGAGCAAGCGUCGAGGUCGAAGAAGAAGAAAGCAACGAAGAAGACGAAGAUGGCGAUCAUGAUUCGAAUCUACGGCACUCUCUUACUCUCUUUCUUAUUCUUCUUCUCCACUCUUCACGCUUUCUAUCUUCCCGGUGUCGCUCCUCGCGAUUUUCAAAAGGGUGAUCCUCUAUAUGUCAAAGUGAACAAAUUAUCGUCUACAAAGACUCAGCUUCCUUAUGAUUUCUACUACCUGAAUUACUGUAAGCCUCCUAAGAUCUUGAAUACCGGCGAAAAUUUGGGGGAGGUUCUUAGAGGAGAUCGCAUUGAGAAUUCGGUUUAUACUUUUGAAAUGUUGGAGGAUCAGCCCUGUAGAGUAGGUUGCCGUGUUAGAGUCGAUGCUGAAUCUGCUAAAAAUUUCAGGGAAAAGAUUGAUGAUGAAUACCGAGCUAAUAUGAUUCUUGAUAAUCUUCCGGUAGCUGUUCUUAGACAAAGAAAAGAUGGAAUUCAGUCGACGACUUAUGAACAUGGUUUCCGUGUUGGCUUCAAAGGGAGUUAUGAAGGGAGUAAAGAGAAAAAAUACUUUAUCCAUAACCACUUGAGUUUCCGAGUCAUGUACCACAGAGAUCAAGAGUCUGAUUCUUCUCGCAUUGUUGGUUUUGAGGUUACGCCUAACAGUGUAUUGCAUGAGUACAAAGAUUGGGAUGAAAAUAAUCCUCAGUUAACAACAUGCAACAAAGACACAAAGAAUCUGAUCCAAAGCAACACUGUUCCUCAAGAAGUUGAGGAAGGAAAAGAAAUUGUGUUUACAUAUGAUGUCGCCUUUAAGGAGAGUGAAAUCAAAUGGGCUUCUCGAUGGGACACGUAUUUGCUAAUGAACGAUGAUCAAAUCCACUGGUUUUCAAUCAUAAACUCGCUUAUGAUUGUCCUUUUCCUCUCUGGAAUGGUAGCGAUGAUCAUGAUGAGAACUUUAUACAAGGAUAUUUCAAACUACAAUCAGCUCGAGACCCAAGACGAGGCUCAGGAAGAAACAGGAUGGAAACUUGUACAUGGAGAUGUCUUUAGGACGCCCAUGAACUCUGGGUUACUGUGUGUUUAUGUCGGCACAGGUGUUCAGAUUUUUGGUAUGACUCUUGUGACAAUGAUGUUUGCAUUGCUGGGCUUCUUAUCUCCAUCCAACAGAGGAGGGCUCAUGACUGCCAUGGUUCUCUUAUGGGUAUUCAUGGGCAUAUUUGCUGGUUACUCAUCUUCUCGUCUUCACAAAAUGUUCAAAGGGAAUGAGUGGAAAAGAAUCACCUUGAAGACUGCAUUCAUGUUUCCCGGUAUACUCUUCGCGAUCUUCUUCGUUCUCAACACACUCAUAUGGGGAGAACGAUCAUCCGGAGCCAUUCCCUUUGGUACAAUGUUUGCUCUUGUCUGUCUCUGGUUUGGAAUCUCUGUCCCACUAGUCUUCAUAGGUAGCUAUCUCGGUCACAAAAAAUCAGCAAUCGAAGAUCCGGUCAAAACUAACAAGAUCCCGAGACAAGUACCAGAGCAACCUUGGUACAUGAAACCUGUUUUUUCCAUACUAAUUGGAGGAAUCCUUCCUUUCGGAGCGGUCUUCAUUGAGCUCUUCUUCAUCCUAACAUCAAUCUGGCUCAACCAAUUCUACUACAUCUUCGGAUUCCUCUUCAUCGUGUUCUUGAUCUUGAUCGUGACCUGCGCAGAGAUCACAAUUGUCCUCUGCUACUUUCAGCUCUGCAGUGAAGACUACAAUUGGUGGUGGAGAGCUUACCUCACAUCAGGCUCAUCCUCACUUUACCUCUUCCUUUACUCGGUCUUCUACUUCUUCACAAAGCUUGAGAUCUCAAAACUUGUCUCAGGACUGCUCUACUUCGGGUACAUGAUCAUUAUCUCUUACUCGUUUUUCGUGCUAACCGGCUCAAUCGGUUUCUACGCAUGUUUAUGGUUCGUUAGAAAGAUCUACUCCUCUGUGAAGAUUGACUGAGAUUGGACAAAAUGACAUAACUUUUGAUGCCUCUUGAGGUUUUGUUGGGUGGUUUAGUCGUAGUUGAAACAAAAAAUUUACCAAACU
This is a messenger RNA of Arabidopsis arenosa, 3826 nucleotides long. The record is from the annotation of a GenBank genome assembly. NCBI's taxonomy places the organism in Eukaryota, Viridiplantae, Streptophyta, Magnoliopsida, Brassicales, Brassicaceae.